UAAGAAUCCGCAAAUACUGAACGCUGAGGUCAGAUGGAGCUGCGGAGUUACCAGUGGGAAGUGAUUAUGCCAGCUUUGGAGGGCAAGAAUAUCAUCAUCUGGCUCCCAACAGGGAGUGGAAAAACUAGAGCAGCCAUGUAUGUGGCAAUGAGGCACCUGGAAAUGAGACCGCAUGCCAAAGUAGCCAUGAUUGUGAACAAGGUGCAUCUUGUACAUCAGCAUUUCAGCAAGGAGUUUGAGCCGCACCUUCGUGGAAAGUACAGAACUAUCCCCAUAAGUGGAGAUACAGAGCAGAAGGGCUGCUUUGCAAACUUUGUAAAAAAAACCGAUGUCAUCAUCUGCACUGCUCAAAUCCUGUACAAUGCUCUCCAGAACCCGAGUGAGGAAAAGCAUGUGGAAAUAACAGAUUUUACUCUGUUAAUAAUAGAUGAGUGCCACCACACCCAGAAAGAUGCAAUUUAUAACAAGGUGAUGCAAAUCUAUCUUGAGAAAAAGCUCAAACAUGAAAGGAAUCUUCCACAAAUUCUGGGACUCACUGCAUCCCCUGGGACCGGUGGAGCUAGCAGCUUCGAGGAUGCUGAGGAUCACAUUUUACAGAUUUGUGCUAAUCUGGACACAUGGAAGAUAAUGUCAGCUAAGGUCAACAUUGAAGAUCUAGAAGCUAAAGCCAAGCAACCCAACAAACAAUAUGACUUGGUUCCAGAAAGGGAUAAGGAUCCCUUUGGGGACAAGCUGAAGUCACUAAUGGCAACCAUAAAUGAAUAUCUUGGUGAAAAUGGCUGUACCAGUUCUGACUUUGGAACUCAGAUGUAUGAGCAGAAAGUGGUUGAAAUGGAGAAAGAAGGAGCAGUGGAGGCGAACAGAAUGAAAAGGACAUGUGCUUUGCACCUUCGUAAAUACAAUGAUGCCCUCUUCAUAAAUGACACAGUCAGAAUGCAGGAUGCCUAUGAAUCUCUGGAAAGGUUCUUCAUUGAAGAAAGGUUCAUCAGGAAAUCGGAUGACCCAACAGAUGUCUUUCUCUGUCGGUUAUUCAGUGAUAACAGUAACAACCUACUAGAGCUAAGUAGAGACAAGAACAAUGAAAACCCCAAGUUGUUGAGGCUUGAAGAGAUUCUGAAGGAGCACUUUCAGUCCUCGUCGGGUUCCCGUGGUAUCAUCUUCACUCGUACUCGGGAAAGUACCUACUCUCUGCACGACUGGAUCACUAGCAAUUCCGCUCUCAAAGAGCUAAAAAUAAAGUCUGCAGCUCUGACUGGAGCUGGCUUCAGCAAUCAGACCAAGCACAUGACACAGAAUGAGCAACAGGAUGUUAUUGAAAGGUUUCGUAAUGGCUCUCUAAAUCUACUCGUCUCAACCAGCGUUGCUGAAGAAGGCCUUGAUAUCCCACAAUGUAAUAUCGUUGUGCGUUAUGGUCUUAUGACUAACGAGAUAUCCAUGGUGCAGGCUAGAGGAAGAGCUCGGGCUGAGGACAGUUGUUACUCAUUUCUGGCCAAAUCCGGAGGAAAGGAAAGCCGAAGAGAAAUGACCAACGAAUCUUUGGAAGAUCUGAUGAAACGAGUUAUUGACCAUGUGCAAAAAAUGCCAGAGAAGGAAUAUGGCGAAAAGAUUUUGGAUCUGCAGUUGUCGUCUCUCAUUGAACGUCAGGUGAAACAAGCUAAGGUGGAGCAGAAAAAGAAAUUCAAUCCUCAAGAUGUUCGUUUGGACUGCAGGAACUGUGUCAUUGCAGUUGGGCACGGGAAUGAUUUUCGGGUUGUGGAAGGUAUUCACCAUGUCAAUGUCAAUCCUAACUUUAAAGUCUAUUAUGAAGAAUACACAGCGCCUGUUGAUCUGGGAAAAAAGAUGGAAGACUGGGUCCCUGGAGGAGCCAUCAGAUGCAGGUUUUGUGAGCGGAACUGGGGCAUUAUGAUGAUUUACAAAGGAGUGUCUCUUCCAACUGUAGGCAUCAAGAAUUUUAUAAUAACAACUCCUGAGGGGCGGAGGCCCUACAAACAGUGGAAGGAUGUGCCUUUUCCAUUAGAGCUUUUUAAUUACAAUCAGUAUUGUGAAGAGAACAAUUUAUUAUUUGUUGAUGAUGAUGAUGACGACGAUGACUAA
Molecule: messenger RNA, 2094 nt
Organism: Nanorana parkeri
Lineage: Eukaryota; Metazoa; Chordata; Amphibia; Anura; Dicroglossidae
Gene: DHX58
Product: DExH-box helicase 58
Exons: 13
Coding region: 34-2094 (686 amino acids)
Biological process (GO): response to virus; positive regulation of interferon-beta production; innate immune response
Cellular component (GO): cytoplasm
Molecular function (GO): hydrolase activity; ATP binding; single-stranded RNA binding
Source: RefSeq, a predicted model, not a curated record